UCUGGCUCUCUGCGCUGAUUCAGGAUCGGCCGUUAAACACAGUUUUACAGCGGCCGGUUGAAUUGUUUGGCGGUUGGGUAGGGGUUGUUGUUGCUGUAGCGGGCGGAGUGAUUCUGUAGUUAUAAAGGUGUUUAUAGUGUUUUAGGGGGGAUUGUAGAGCAGGUUUAUGAGUUAAGGGGGUUUUGUAGGGGGUUAGAGGUAGGUUAAUUCAGUAGGAGAUGGAUGAACAGGCGAGAUCUAUUCUACAGCGGAUUAUCAGGAAAACUCCCAGCAAGAGAUUGGAGACUAUUAUCCGAUCCUGGAACUGUUUAUCUGAGGAUCAGCUGCACUCCCUGAAUUACUCCCAACCCAAAUGGCUGUUCCUGGAAAACCUCGUAUCCAGAUGUGAGGAAAACAGGGUGAGCUUAAAAGAUGUGACGAAACUGGAGAUGAUCUAUCACAUACACAAUCCAAAUCAAGGAACAUGGCAUGCCUGCCAGCUAUUUCAAGCAGAAGAUGAUGCGCUGUCUGUGCAUUUCACACAGUUUCGGGAGAGCUUUAUCGCCCACCUGGAGGAUGUUGUUCAGCAUGUCUCUGUUGGAAUGAAGAAACUUGAGGAUGGUGCCAUUUGGGUCCGAACCGCGUGGGGAGACAACUUCAGAAAACCCAACCACCUCAAACCCACUUACCUCGUGCAUUAUCUGCAGUCUUCCUACGUCUUCAUUCAUAACGUCACGCCCAAACACAGGCCUUUCCUCUACCAGGCUCUGGUUCUGGCCACUAGACAUGUGUCUAUCAAAGAGUGCCAUCUGAGUUCUAGAAGCCUCACUGCGAUGAGAGACCUUCUCAUGAAGCAGUAUCAGCAGGUAUUCCCAACCAAUCAGGAGAGGACUUUAAAAGAAAGAAAUGCACCUCCUUCACAUCCUAACAUUGAAAGAGAACAUGCUGAGAGUUCUGAAGGCAGACAUCAGAUGGCCUGUGAGGCAUUUGGGUGUGGGGUGCUGCCAAAGCUGGAAACUGCUGUGUACAAGCUUGAAACAAGAUACCGGGGCAACAGCAACAACACGCUUAAUGAUGGUGAUGAACUUUUCAGAGGGGUGGUGAAGUUUUCCAGCAAGAACAUCUUGGAGUCCCUCCGUCACUGUGUCUCUACAGGCAUGGCUGAAGGUCCUGUAACUCCCCUGCUGUCCUCCAUCACUCAGAAAGGAAGGAACUACUUUGUGAUCACUGACAAAGUCUCAGGAGCCACUGCCAGCCAGACUCCUGCUCCCAAAGCUUAAAGCAGCAGAUAACAAGGACUAUGAGUUGAUUGUGAGUGUGAGUGUCUGUGUGUGUCUGUGUGUGUGUCUGUGUGUGUGUGGUUCCUGUUCUAUGGUUUAACCAGGUUCAGGUUAUUUUACAAACGUUAAAUAAAGUUUUUAAUUGGUUGUUCUCUGUACUUGUUUAUGUUGAUGUCAGAAAGCUGGUAGUUUUAUAUACGUUUUUCAUGCAAAACGUUUCAUGCAAGUGAUACAAUGCCACAACUUUUGUAUUUACAUUACACACUUUAGAUCCAUUUAUUAAUAAAAUUGUUUAUAUUCAAUCCCCUAA
Astyanax mexicanus (Mexican tetra) is the source of this 1569-nucleotide messenger RNA. It is a transcript of the gene cenpn, whose product is annotated as centromere protein N. The coding region runs from base 219 to 1259 and encodes 346 amino acids. Gene Ontology annotation, biological process: chromosome segregation; CENP-A containing chromatin assembly. Lineage: Eukaryota; Metazoa; Chordata; Actinopteri; Characiformes; Acestrorhamphidae. The transcript is spliced from 10 exons. The record is from RefSeq and is a predicted model, not a curated record.